Molecule: messenger RNA, 369 nt
Organism: Gossypium arboreum
Lineage: Eukaryota; Viridiplantae; Streptophyta; Magnoliopsida; Malvales; Malvaceae
Exons: 1
Coding region: 1-369 (122 amino acids)
Source: RefSeq, a predicted model, not a curated record
AUGGGGAAUUGUUUGAGGCACCAAAAAAAGUCAUCUUGGGUCGUUGAUAAUGAUGAUGAUGAUGAUUGGGAAGCUAUGGUGUCAGCUCACGGAAAAGGAGGAGAUAACGGUGGUGGGAUUAGCAUUACGGAGGAGAAGAGGUUGCUUGGUGGCGGUGGCAAGCGAGGAGACGUGCAAAAUACUAGCAGAGAAGUGAAGAUAACCAUUUCUAGAAAGGAGCUGGAGCAAUUGGUAAAGAAGGUGGAACUUCAAGGUUUGACUCUAGAACAAUUCUUGUCCGGGGUGGUUAACGGUGGCGCUGAUUUAUAUGAGGUGGAGGAGCAGCCGCCUCGGCCAUGGAAACCGGUGCUGCAAAGCAUCCCCGAAUGA